Molecule: messenger RNA, 1100 nt
Organism: Coniophora puteana RWD-64-598 SS2
Lineage: Eukaryota; Fungi; Basidiomycota; Agaricomycetes; Boletales; Coniophoraceae
Exons: 5
Coding region: 433-1029 (198 amino acids)
Molecular function (GO): fatty acyl-CoA hydrolase activity
Source: RefSeq, a predicted model, not a curated record
GAUUCGGUCGAACCAGGCACACAGUGACAAACCUCUGCAAGUUUUAUGUUGUCGAAUACUGGAGCCUUCAACACCAAUGUAGGCCUGUGGCUCUCGAUCAUCCUCGUGGCUUUCGAUCGUCGCCACGUUGCGUCAGGUUGCGUCCUGGCAGAUCGUGGCUAACCGCCGGAACCUCUGAGCUGGCACAAAGCAUGUCACUCUUGUGAAUCGGUUCAAGAUCAUUUCUUAGAGGCCCUUGGAUCAUGCUAGAUCAUGCUCUAUCAGCACUCCCCGAGUGUCGGGGUUGGGCUAUACACACAGCUCUGCUCCAUAUUUUACCGUGGAUACUAUGGGUGAUCCAUCUCAAUCCGGCUGCUGGUUAAAUCGCUCAGCUUCCCAGCUGAAUCCUACAUAACCUCCACUACAUCCCAUUCUACUCACUCAUCGAUCGUGAUGCAACCCACAUCUUCAACGAAGACCCGGGAAGAUCCCUUAGCUUUCUAUAAGUCUCUUCCAACUGCUGAUGUCACUGGCAUUUGUGGAAACAUAUCCGACGCAGACAAGCAGCUCAAUGCCAAGAUCUUCUUCUUCUUCAUUGGACCCAUUGGGACAUUUGGCUCUUCCACUGGUCGUCAUCUACGGCUGACAAGCAUUGAUGUGUACCACGGAGCAUCCGGUGCUCUAGAGGCUCGCGUCAUACUCGAGGCAGACGUUACCGAGGAGAUGUGCAAUGUCUAUGGCAUUGUCCACGGCGCGUGUGGAGCGUACAUGGUUGAUGUUGGCGCUGCAAUGCCACUGAUUGCACUUGGUGUUGCAAAAGGAGUUGAUGGAUCUGGCGUCUCGCAGGCGAUGAACAUCGUCUAUCAUAACGCACCUCGGAUAGGAACAACGCUCCGGGUAAUUGCAACUUCGAUCACCGCUGAAGAUAAACUUAAAUCUGGACGUGUCGAGGUGUGGGACAAACACAAAGAGAGGCUGUACUUUUCCGGCGUGCACAACAAGAUUAGCGUUCCUCCACCCCGCGGCAGCCCCAUCAAAUCUCAUCUUUGAAGUUGUAUUGCGAAACCCACCGCAUUGUAUCGUACACUAGUACUGUAGCUAUAUGAUUUGUCUGACUAUCC